Molecule: messenger RNA, 4159 nt
Organism: Culex pipiens pallens (northern house mosquito)
Lineage: Eukaryota; Metazoa; Arthropoda; Insecta; Diptera; Culicidae
Product: 1,5-anhydro-D-fructose reductase-like
Exons: 6
Coding region: 198-1166 (322 amino acids)
Molecular function (GO): oxidoreductase activity
Source: RefSeq, a predicted model, not a curated record
CACAACGACACAGUCGCGCGUUGGCUUGCCUGGAGAGUGGUCACACUUUAAGUUCCUCUGGGUGCAACGUUACGUUGCUUUGGCGGUGCAGGUCAUAAAUAAUUAUAAUUUUUUUCCAUUCCCUCGCGAGUUUCGUGUACAGUAUUUAUUGUGUGUGCAUUUUCUGCUGAUAAACUGGUCUUUUUGAAGGAAGAGCAAUGGCCUGCAAGAUGAGCUUAACUUUCGAAAACGGCACCGAAAUGCCGGCCCUCGGGUUCGGGACUUGGCGGGCGCCCAACGAAGAGGUGGAGAAAGCGCUGAACGAAGCCCUGGAAGCCGGCUAUCGCCACAUCGAUACGGCCCCGGUCUAUCUGAACGAGAAGACCAUCGGGAACGUGUUGAAGGAAUGGCUGGACGCGGGCCGGUUGACCCGCGAGGAGUUGUUCAUCGUGACGAAGCUGCCCCCGCACGGGACGAGGGCCGCCACGGUGGAGAAGUUUCUGCGCCGAUCGUUGGACGAUUUGCAGCUCGAGUACGUGGAUCUGUACCAUGUGCACGUGCCGUUUACGGUGCCGGAAGUGGACGGGCCGUUCCUGAUGGAUGACAACGGGGAUAUCGUGCUGGAGACGACCACGGACCAUGUGGCGUUGUGGAAGGCCAUGGAGGAAGUGCAGAGGGCCGGCCUCGCACGCAACAUAGGCCUAUCGAAUUUCAACCAACGGCAGAUUCAAAGGAUCCUCGAUAAUUGCCAAAUCAAGCCGGCUAAUCUGCAGAUCGAGAACCACAUCUAUCUGCAGCAGCCGGAACUGGUAAAGUUCUGCAAGGCCAACGGAAUCACGGUGACGGCGUACUCGCCGCUGGGCUCGAAAGGAAUCGAGAAGUUGUUGAACCGCGAAGUGCCCGACCUGUUGGACAACCCGGCGGUGAAGGAAAUCGCCGCCAGGCUGGGCCGGUCCAGCGCCCAGGUGCUGCUGCGCCAUCUGCUGCAGCGCGGGAUUUCGACGAUCCCGAAGAGCACGAACCCGCGCCGGCUGCGGGAGAACAUUGCGCUGUUUGACUUUGAGCUCGCCGACGCGGACAUGGUGCGGCUGAACGCGCUGGACCAGAGCAUCCGGAUUUGCGACUUUGCGUUCUUUCCGGGAAUUACUAAGCAUCCAGAGUUCCCGUUUGCCACAGAAUCGGCCUAAAUAUGUUGAAAGGAAUUUCUCAUCUUUUCUAUAGUAUUGAAAAUACACGAAUAUUUUUUUUAAACAAUUAAUGUUAUUGAAAGCCUAUCGCUUGGCUACAUCGAGUGAAAAAAUUAGAUUUUAGUAUUUUAAAAAUAUACACUUUAAUAAAGUUAGAUUUCGCACGUAUUUAUUCUUAUUAUGAUUUUAUAUCACAUCAAUAUAAUUUUGAUUUGCAACGCCGGCACAUAUUUUAACAACGAUUUGAAAAAUAAUAUCAUUGGUCAGGUCCUCAGAUAUCUUUUCAAGCGGUUCAAGCCAAGUAAAUCUUUCCCAGUUCCUGAGUGGAACACUCCCCUUCAAGCAAACAGUUCUCAAAGGUAUACGUUAAGAAAUCAUUAAACAUCAUUAGCGCACAGCUGCACAUAGUCUAAUGUAAGUCUUAACGUAAUUGUGUAUUCUUUUCAUUUUUGAUUUUAAUUUUUCAAAUAGUCUCACACAAAACAAAUAAACAGGCAAUCACGAAGAGUUUGUUCGUUUAAGAUACGAGUACUAAGAAUUUCUAUGAAUGCCAGUUUCUAAAUAUAAAACAAAUUCAAAAUAUAGUGUAGUUUAAUCCUAGCAGGCCCAAAUAACUUCUUUAGUCUCUUUGACACUUUGACACAUAGGGUUGUUCAAAUAUUACGUCCAGAGAUUUUCAGGAUUUCAGACAAAAAAAAAUUCCUCCAAACCAAUGGACAUACACGGAGAGACCGGCCGGGGCAAAUCCAAGAAAAUCUUGGUUAAUUUAACUAAAAGUAUGGGUUAAUUUUUUACACAGCUUUUUUUCAACAAUCGAUUGUUGAUUUUGUUAACCCGAAAUUGCUGACCACCAGUAACUAAAAUAAACUAAAAAAAUAGUUGGAAUUAACAUUUUUGUUGGUUAAAUGGCUGAAAAAAAAUCUAGCAGUCGACUGCUAGAAUAUUUUUUUCAGAAAAUUAACUAAAAAUUUCUUGUUUUCAGCUGAAAUAUUGUGGAAUAUUCUGUUAAAAACUGGCUGGGAAAUGUUUUUCAACUAUUUUUCAACAAUUUUUUGUCGUUGUAUCAACCGAAAUAUUUUUGCAUGCAAACGUUAAAAAUUUAACGUUUUGUACUAAUUUGUUUUUUUUUGCAUGAAGUUGUUAAAUUACUGCAUCAAAACAAAACUUUUUUUAACUGUUGUUAUAAAACAUGUAAAGUUUGAUUAAUGUUUUAAAAAAUUACGUUGCAUUAAACUAAAAAUAAUGAAAAAGCAUAUUACAAAUUUUGUUAAACAUAUUUAAAAAAGAUGUUUAAUUUUACAUGAAUUCCUGAAAAAUAGAAAUCGAGCAAAAUUUUCACCAAGUUUUAAGCAUAUAUUUUUAUUAUGUUGUAUAAAAUUAAGUGUUGUAUUCACUUACCAUCACUGUGAAAUCAUCCGAUAAGUCAUCAUCAUCUACAAUGGUCUCAGGUUUAGUUAUUUUUCUUGUGGUUGGAAACAGAAUUUUCACUAAAGUGAACCUUUUGCUGCAAAUAGACAUGUGAAAUGUAUUAGUAAUUUAAUACAAAAUUCUUAAUUUCGGCUAUAAACUGAAAAAAGGAACGUAAAUAAAUGUAAUUAUAAUGAGGAGAGAAGAAAUAUCAAUAAUGCUACUUACCAUGCUUGCAUUAAUUUAAUAAUAACUUUUGGCAACAAACUUUCAUUGCAUUUGAUUCAAUUAAUUCAACGUACUCCGAUUCCUGAAAAAAAAAUUUAGAGUUUUACUUACCAGUUUAUUGAGCAGUCGUAUUGCAACAAAACUUUCAAGAUAAUAAUUAUCUUCUUUUAUAUAUUUUAUAUAUUUUUAUUUAUUUUUUUAUAUUUUACUUCAUCUCUAUUUUUUAUGUUGUUUAUGUUGCGUACUCAUGGCAUUUCUUUGUAUUUUAUAAUUGAUGAUUCUGAAAAAAUAAGCUUUUUAAUGAUUCAGUUUUCUACUAAAGAAUCACAUUAGAUAAAUUAUUGUGCAAAAAUAAACCCAUACUAACUUGGAUUAACCAACAUUUUGAUAAAUUUGCCCGGGCUGCUCUAUCCGUGAAGAGUCGGCCCGCAUUUCCAUUCUAUUGCCCUCUCGUUCCAUCAAACAUUCUUCUAACGUGAUCAACUCACUCGCAUUGGAGAUCCUCAUGGCGAAGGUCGUCCUCUUGCUCUUCAUAGUUUAUCACCUGCAAAGAAAUCAUCAACAAACCUACUCACCAAUUCCACCUCCCCAGUUGCGACACUUUGAUUUGCCACUUCAACAUCAGCCAAAUAGUGUAAUUUUCACCUUUCACAUCCUCUCACUUCAUAAUUAACAACACAAACUCAACAAAUCGACCGCUCUCGUUCGGAUCCUGACUUCAAAUGACAGACGUAAACAAACCCAAGUUCAUCUUUUAAAUAUUCAACCAAAUGUAAAUUAUAUUCAACCAACAAAAUUUUUGAUUUUCCUAAAACCAAAGCUAACAGUCGAGCACGUUCAUUCGAGUUCGGGAAAUCUGUUAGCUUUUUGCCUCUAGCAUUUUCAACAAACAGGUUAUUAAAUUAAUACUAAAUUUUAGUUAUUUUAACGGAAUAUUGGCAGUAACAAGUACGUUUUUGUUAAAAUUUAAGAAAGUAAAAUCAACAAUUUUAAUUGUUAAAAUUUCUGGGCACGGUCUCUCCGUGUAGCUUCUAGGACCGUUGUGGAUCUCUGUCUGGGACAAGUUUUAAAAUAUCUACCGGCGGAAAUUUCGAAUACGGUCGUAUUUAGUUUAUUUGAGUAAGAAAUUACAAAGAAAACGCGUAGUAAAAGUUCAAAGUUUCGAUGUUUGAACCCUAAAACGUUCCUGGUCAUGGUUUGAAAUUGUUCGUUUAUGUUGCAGUAUCUUUGGAUAACCGAACACGAAAAAAAUAGUAGUUUAUGCAGCAUUUUUUGCAAAUGAUGAUAAGUAGGCCAUUUUGUCAGUUUAGAAUGACAGGAAAAAUAAAGUAGGUAUUAGAUAAUGACAAACAAAAAAA